AACCUCUCCACUGACCAGCGCCUAGAGAUGGAGCGCUCGCUUUUCCUGCUCUCUGUGUGGGCUCUGACCAGCAUCCUCGCUCUUCUGGUUGCAGCCGAGGAUUGUACAGAGAGGAUUCUGGUUAAUGAGAGGAAACGCACCUGUCCGAAAAACUGCAAGCAAGACAAAGACUGCGGCUCUAAGCGCCAGUGUCUGUGUGACGGCCAAUGUGGACUCAGCUGUGUAGUGCCAAGCCGUACCUGUCCCUGGCCGAUGGCCCCUGGGAACCACUCCGAGGCCCACCUGCUCUCGCCCACGCCCUCCUUCUCUGCUCUCCUGGAAGUCCGAUGCCUCCCAGGAUACACCAUGUCCAAUGGCCUGGAUGCUGCCAUUCGCCGUUGCCAGGGUGACCGUCAGUGGAGUGGAGAUGAGCCUGUGUGCACAGCUCUCCCUUCACCGCCUCCCUUCGUGGUUGACGCUGGCCCUGUGCUGUCCUGUGAGCUGCAAGAGCCAGAUGUCAGCUUAGUCAUAGUGGAAGGAGAAGCAGCAGUAGGCGCCUCCGUGCGCUAUAGCUGCCCCACUGGAUACGUGUUGUUCGGCAACAGUGAGAAUUUCUGUCACUCUAACCAGACCUGGCACUACCCUCAUCCCAUCUGUCAGCGAAUGUUCUGCCCCCCUCCAGCGGAAGUAGAAAAUGGCUACCUUGUAGCGGUCCAAAGAAAGGAAUAUGAUGUGGGUGACACCAUCUAUUACUUAUGCAAGAAAACAUUUUCUCUAGAUGGGCCAAACCGUGUCACCUGUUUGUCAAAUGGAACCUGGAGUACAAUUCCAUUUUGCCGAGACACCCACAGAAACAGUGUAGCUACACUGCCAUGGAAACAUGCUUUGAUGGACAGCUUCAAGCACCAAGCUGCUACAUGGAACCCACAUGGCUGCAGUACAAACUCUUCCCUCAUCGGCUUGUUUCAGAAAUUGACUCGUGUAGCCCUGCUGAUCUUGCUGACCUGUGACAUAACAAGGAUCCUUUUGAUAUUGGUUUAUAUUGCCCAAAGUGUCCAGUUGUGCAAACAGAAAAUCAAUAUGUUUACCUGCCUCAUGUUUACCUGCCUCUCACAGUUGAAGAAAAUAAAAAAGAGAUCUAGGAUGGUGGGAGGGACAGCCCUCCUAAAAUAAGUUGAGAGGAUGAACAACAUUUUGAUUGACACUGAUUUUUACUCAGUAUUCCUGGAAUAAUAGUUUACUCCAUAUAAAUAUAAUCUAAAGUUGUUGUUACAACAAUGUCACCUGUUACCUCCAUUAAUGCUAUUUCUUUGAAUAUGUGUGGGUUUGGCAGUCUGAUUGCCUGUCAUCCUGUCUGACUUCUUAAUCACUUGUCUGAAAGUGAAUAAAGAUUUCUUUUGUUGCAUAGGCCUUUAAUAACCUACGACAACUCAAAUGCUUUGAGGCUAUGUUAAGUGUAGGUCUAUAGUUGUGGGGUCAAUUGGCCUUACAAGACUCUGUUAGUCUCUAACAAUGUUUUUUCACUGUUUUAUAGCCAAGGUUUGAUGUCUUCAUAUGCCUUGUUUUUACUCGUCUUACAUCGUAGCCUACACUACCCUCAAGGACUGUUUAUGUCUGUGAAUGAGACGCUUCAAGUUGGAAACUUGAGAAUGUUGUGUAUUGAUAUACUACUUUUGCAAUAAACAAUGAAGUCCAAAA
This is a messenger RNA of Alosa alosa (allis shad), 1677 nucleotides long. RefSeq names its product ntl-dependent gene 5 (gene ntd5). The record is from RefSeq and is a predicted model, not a curated record. Lineage: Eukaryota; Metazoa; Chordata; Actinopteri; Clupeiformes; Clupeidae. Bases 28 to 1152 code for a protein of 374 amino acids. The transcript is spliced from 8 exons.